Leptosia nina is the source of this 501-nucleotide messenger RNA. The record is from the annotation of a GenBank genome assembly. Lineage: Eukaryota; Metazoa; Arthropoda; Insecta; Lepidoptera; Pieridae.
AUGAUUGGAUUGUUUCGUUCUUUGCUUUUGUCUCAAAAAGAAGAAUUACGCUACAUUGAAAUGGCUGACACAGAUCCGAUGCAAUUGAUCACCUGUCCAUAUAACAAAGCCCACCAAGUAGAGCGCUAUCGGAUGCAUAUACACUUGCAGAAAUGCAGAAAGCAAUAUCCCCAUUGUGAUAAAGUUAACUGUCCAUUUGACGCCACACAUGUUAUCAAUAAUGUAGAAUUAGAUUUUCACAUAAGCACAUGUAAGAAACGCGACAUGCUAGACACUCAAGUCUAUAUUUUGGACGAUGAGUACCGUCCAAAUGUGGAGAUAAUUGGUAGCGCAGCGAAUGUAGACAGUGAUGAGUUAUGGGAAUCAAAUGCAACAACUUAUAAGCCGGAUGUUACAGCAAAGGCACCUCAUAUAAUUAGGAAAGUUAAGGGUGCUACACCAUCAGAGAGGCGACAAGCACGAAUGGAAGCGAUAAAAACGUACAAACCUCCACAGCCUUAG